Messenger RNA from Rhineura floridana, 8551 nucleotides. It is a transcript of the gene EOGT, whose product is annotated as EGF domain specific O-linked N-acetylglucosamine transferase. The transcript has 14 exons. The record is from RefSeq and is a predicted model, not a curated record. Gene Ontology annotation, cellular component: endoplasmic reticulum lumen. Bases 1916 to 3136 code for a protein of 406 amino acids. Lineage: Eukaryota; Metazoa; Chordata; Lepidosauria; Squamata; Rhineuridae. Gene Ontology annotation, molecular function: protein N-acetylglucosaminyltransferase activity.
GAGAAAUCAUGCAAGCCAGAGAACAGGUUUGGAUAUCCAACAUGUGAUUAUGCUGAGAUAGGGUGAAGGAGCCUAGGGCAGCAAACAAAAACACUAAAAGCACUUUAAAACAUCUUGUGGUGUUGUGCGGAACAGACCUUCUGAUAAGAUGGUAUCUGCAGGAGGGCCUCACUUGCAGAGUGCCGUGAUCGACUGGAUAUAUAAGGGGUAAGACGGUCUUUUAGGUAUCCUGGUCCCAAGCUGCAUAAGGCUUUGCACAUCAAAACCAGAACCUUGAACUUGACCCGGUAGCUAAUGGGCAGCCGGUGGAAUCCUUUCAGCAUUGGGGUGACAUGUUGGCGAUACUUUGCCCCAGUGAGCAGUUGCACAGUUGCAGCUUCCGGACCAACCUCAAGGGGAGCCCCACAUGGAGCGCAUUCAGGACAUUCAAAAGAAAAUACUUCUUCAUGCAGCACAUAGUUAAAAGUGAGGAAUUCCCUUCCGUAGGAGGUAGUGAUGGCCACCAACUUGGUUGGCUUUAAAAGAAGAUUAGACAAAUAUAUGGAAGAUGAGGCUGUAAAUGGCUACUAGCCAUGAUAGUCAUGUUCUCCCUCCAUGGUUAGAGGCAGCAUGCUUCUGAAUACCAGUUGCUGGAAACCUCAAGAGGGGAGAGUGCUGUUGCGCUCAUGCCUUGCUAGCAGGCUUCCCAUAGGCUUCUGGUUGGCCACUAUGAGAACAGGAUGUUGGACUAGAUGGGCCACUGGCCUGAUCCAGCAGGCUCUUCUUAAUGAGAAAACCAAGAUUUCAGUGUAGCCAGAUCCAGGAUUUGGCUCCAGUGUGUGACCAUCUCCCACCCUUAAAAACAGACAAAAAAGGUAGCAACAAAAAGUUCCUGCUCUUUCAAACUUACUUAUUAAUUAGUGUGAAACAUGUAAACAGUAGCCACACUAAUGCAAAUUCCAAAGGAAAUGCGGUUCAUUGUCCUCAUGUUUCAGGUUAGAAGGGGCUAUAGCUGAGGAGAGAGUGGCUUACAAUAGACUUGCAGUGUAGUUCACACUGAAUACUGCAGGUAUUAUGACUUAUGCAUGGCUUAUGAGAACACUGCAGUGUUGUCCAGUGUUGUCAGGCCCUCUAGUGCAAGUUGGGAAUUGGACUGAAGUUGAGAGAGGGAACAGUUCUGUUGCUUUUAUCCCCACGUUAAAGGUUGGGCUGGUAGUAAAUAACAAUCCUGCAUUGCAGACUGGAGGGCUGUGCUGAGAGAGAGUUAAUAAGUCGGAGGUUGGCCUGAGGCUGGUUUGAAUUCCUAGUAAAAGAAUCCAUUAUACCUCUCAGGUUGCAGGAAAGGUCAGUCUACUUAAACGGCCUCUCCAGAACUCCUCAACACUCGGUUGCAUGUAGAGGCCCUGUACUGGUUGGCUGGUGAUUUAUUUAUUUAUUUAUGGGGCAUGAAAUGAGAUCCAAGUUAGAGCAAGGCCUCCUAACUUUGAUGCUACUGUUUGUUUCUCAGCCCCUAAGCCAUAGGCUCUGGUAACAUACUGGGGAUACUUUUUUCCCCCUUUUGCAUGGCCCCUCUUGUGUAAUAGGAUAAUGUACUAACAUCUCCACUAUUGAUCUCUUCCCUUCUCAAACAGCCAGCAAGCUCCCUGUGCCUUCUGGCAGAUCGACCCAUCUAGUGGUAGCUUUCUCUGUGCAUAGGCAGAAUAUUUGUAAGACUUGCUCUCAGCUCAGUGUUACAUGGCAAUUCAGUAACCAGACUUGCAAGGCUUUGCAGUGCGAAUUACCAACCCAUGGUGUGAGGUUUUUGAAUAGUUAAAGCUGACUUCUUUCCCCCCAAACGGAUGCUUUUGCAUUCUUUCUACAUGUAAGGGCUAGUACCAUUGAGGAGGCCCAGCAUGUGUUCUGGAAUCAAGCUGGCUUUGGUUAUGUUAAGGAGAGGAUGGAUGAAGUGAAGACUCACUGCAGACCUAAGGCAAUGGGAGAUUCUUCACUUCAGUGCUCCCGAUAUCUUCAGUAUUGCAGAGCUACAAAUUUGUACAUUGAUUUAAGAACCCCAAAAAGAAACUAUGAUAGUAUUUUUUCUUCCUUUAGAUUUAAUGAAGACUUCUUCCAGAAGGGUGAAAUUGGAGGUCACUGCAAUUUAGACAUUCAAACUUUCCUUGCUGAAGGGCAGCGGAAGAGCCCUCUACAGUCUUGGUUUGCUGAGCUCCAGACAUAUGCAGAACUGAACUCCAGGCCUAUGGAAGACAGCAGUUGUGAUGUGAUAAUUGACAAGCCCACUUAUUUCAUGAAGUUUGAUGCAGGUGUUAAUAUGUACCACCAUUUUUGUGACUUUGUCAAUCUUUACAUCACUCAGCAUGUUAUCAACUCAUUCAGCACAGAUAUCAACAUUGUCAUGUGGGAUACUAGUGCCUAUGGAUAUGGAGACCUGUUCAGUGAAACAUGGAAGGCAUUUACAGACUACGAUAUAAUACAUUUGAAAUCAUAUGAUUCAAAGAGAGUAUGCUUCAAAGAAGCAGUAUUUACAUUGUUGCCUCGAAUGAGGUACGGCUUAUUUUAUAAUACACCAUUGAUCUCCAGCUGUCACGGUACAGGAUUAUUUAGAGCCUUUUCCCAGCAUGUGUUACACAGAUUAAAUGUCACACAAGAAGGACCCAAGGAUGGGAAAAUCAGAGUUACAAUACUUGCCCGAAGUACGGAAUACAGGAAGAUACUAAACCAAAACGAGCUUGCCAAUGCUUUGAAAACACUCUCAUUAUUUGACAUCCGAAUAGUGAAUUACAAGUACAAGGAGCUCAAAUUUAAGGAACAACUGAAAAUAACAUACAAUUCUGAUAUAUUCAUUGGAAUGCAUGGUGCAGGACUUACCCACCUUCUCUUUCUGCCAGACUGGGCUGUCAUCUUUGAACUGUACAAUUGUGAAGAUGAACGCUGCUAUUUAGACCUUGCAAGGCUGAGAGGUGUCCAUUACAUCACCUGGCAAAAGAAGGAUAAAGUGUUCCCCCAGGAUGAGGGGCAUCAUCCAACAUUGGGAAAACACCCAAAGUUUACAAAUUACGCCUUCAAUGUGGAAGAAUUCGUUCGCCUGGUGCUUUUGGCAGCUGAUCAUGUAUCGCAACAUUCCAAAUGGCCAUUUAGGAGAAAACAUGAGGAAUUAUAGGUCAAUUAUCAGGUUUCACAGGGUAUUUUUAAUACUGCAAUAUAUAAAAUGUAAGCAGUUUUGAUGUACAAUCAUUUUUUUUUCAUGAAGGGAAUAGGCUAAAGGAAUAGAAGUUGUAUGUUAUAGGAACAUAGGAAGUGUCUUAUACUGAGUCAGACCCCUAGUCCAUCUAGCUCAGUAUUGUCUAAACUGACUGGUAGUGGCUCUCUGGGGUUUCAGACAAGGAGUCUUUCCCAGCGCUACCUGGAGAUGCCAGGGAUUGAAUUUAGGGUCUUCUGCAUGCAAGGCAGAUGCUCUGCCACAGAGCUGCGGACCUUCCUCUAUGGUCCCCCCCCCCCGUGUUUCUGUAUUUUUAAUUUUCUUACUGUCAAUUCUCUUCCUAAUUUUACUUGAGAAAUUUGCAUUAUGCAAGAUCUAUUUAUUACGAUGACUUAAUGGUUGCACUACUUUCCUCCUGUUUAUUUUAGGGUUGCCUCCCUUAUUGCUUGAAAGGGCAACUGUUGCUUUAAAAUUGUGGAGUUAAAAAUAAAUGCAUUGGAUCCCGUGUUUCCUACUCCCUACUUUGAAAUCCUAUACACAUUUAAUUGGGAGUACAUCCCAUUGAAUUCAGUGAGACUUCAGAGCAGACUUGUAUAGGCUUGCACUCCCUGUUCUGUUUUUGCAAGGCACUCCGCAGCACUAAGAGUGACCAAGAAAAGAGAAUCCAACUGAACUCCUACGGGUUUUGAAUGGGAAUUGGGGCAAGAAAAGCAGAAUCUGGGAAGCCAAACUACACAGUACAUAUACCAUGAUUUUUAAAAAGCAUUCUUAAGCUGGUCACAUUUAUUUUGAAGAAAAGUAAGCCACAGAGCCUCCAGGGGGCAAACUUUGGGGGUAUGUAGGGUUUUGGUAAGAAGCCAGAACAGGGCCCUGAUCCAAAUUGAAACCACAUUAUGGAGCCAGGGCCCCGUGGCUGCUUUUUUGUCAAAAUAAAAGUGACCAGUUUAAGCAUGCUUUUAAAAAAGUGUGUUUAUCAUAACUUGUAGUUUGGCCCCAGCAUAUUCUCAUUCCUGAAGGUUUUAAAGCAACCCUAACUUGCUUCCUCAUCUUGUUUUUGUUUCUGUUGCUAUGCCCAUCCAUUUCAAAUUUAGAUUUGUUAUGUGCAAUUGUAAUUAACUAACAUAGCAAAUGACUGCCCCCCUUCCCAGUGCACCAUUGUGUAGCAAAUGUCAUAUUGCUCUCUCCCUACUGGUAAACUCUGAAUUUCAGAACUACUGUGCUGUGCAUGAUAGGAAUACUUUUUCUGGAGAGGAAGUAGGGUGUGCUCAUUUUUAUAGUCCCUGUAUUUUAAACAGUCCUGCUGUAAGGUUUGAAAACUGAGGGGGAGGGCAGCUAAACUAGGCACUGCAUAGAAAUGUGUUACUGUGCAUAUAUAUUUUUUUUUACAUGCAAACAUUUUCUAUAACUUAAUCCUUUAUACAUGAACAAUGUUUAUAUUUAAAGCUUUAAAAUAAUUUAACAUUUCAUAUUGUGGUUGCACUGUAGUGGUGCCUCAAAAACAAUACGACCAUGUGUACAUGUUUUAACACACUCCAAUUCUAAGCUCAUUCAUUUGGAAGCAGGUCCCGUUGACUUCAUUAGAUAUAUCUGUGUGAAUACUUGUAAUAAUACUUAUUUACAUCAUAGUAAAUGCUGAAGAUGAAGAUGUAUUGUCUCUCGCAUAUACCAACCCAUUGUUUUGCCAGCUGUGCUUCUCCCUCUCUGCCACACAUUACAUUUCUGCCCAUUUUUACCUUGCCCACUUAGUUACAAACAUGGAGAGUACUUGGUCAGUGUUACUUAGCUUGUUCCAUGAGCAAGUCAAAUAGGGUAAAAGACAACAGAGGUGAUUUGUUUUUAGUCCUUUUACAAAUUUUGUCAUCUCUUUGGCUGGUUUCCUAUUCCUGAAAUAUAUACAGAAACCUGUAUUACUUGUUUCAGUGGGUUGCACUCAGUGGAAAGUGCAUGGGGCAGGACUGGGAGAGGCUGGCUUCCUCGCCUCCUCCCCACAUAGCAGCUCCCCCAGUCCCUCCCAAUCAUCUUCUGAAGGUCAGAUGACCCUGCUGAAUAGGGUGGGCUAUGGCAUGGGGAGCUAAGAAGGAAAAGGAUCCUCAAAAAUCAGGCAGAGGCAAGUUGCCAGUUUUGUUUUGUAGGGAGUUGUGUCUUUUAUUUACCUAAUUUGGACAAGACUUUCCACUUGUGUAGUCUCCUUGACUUGGCUAGUUAACCACACUGGUAUCCUUCUAGACUUGUGUGUGCCUUUUCUAACAUUUUCCAGAGUGGUAGAGGUGUUCCCCUGGUGCAGCAAAACCAGCACAUUUUAUUCUGGCAUCAGCUUUUGUAGGGUUUUGGGGUGCUUCCAGUCUGUUGCUAUUUUGUGGGUGGGAUUCAGUUGCAUACCAGCAAAUUCAGGUUGUGCAGUUAAAGUAGAUUUGGUGCUCUUGUGCAACAAGCUCACUUUAAAGACAAACAAAACUAACAGUCUUUUUGCAGUAAGGAAAGUAACAGGAAAAUACACUGGAAAGUGCAGAAUGGCAUUUGCUAGAUGUGACAUCAUAUAAUUUCCCUGAAAACGUACAAGAACGGAUGUUCAGUAAACAGGUCGUAUGGAAGCGACCUAGUCCAUGAAGGCUCAUAUUGUAAUAACAUUUGGAAGUCUUAAGAUUCCACAAGACUGUUGUUUUCUAACAGUGAGUACAUUCUAUUUAGGCUUCUUGAUACAUUUGUUUUUACAUAUUUUCCCAAGUUACUAAAGCAAUCUUACCUUAGUGUUACUUAACAUUUUCCUUUUACACUUUUUCACUCGCAUAUUUUAUCGGCAGUUUUUCAUUCAAGUUUGAUAGCACUGCAGUGUUACAGUGUUGCACUGGGUUCUUUGAACCCAGAAGAGAAGGGUGGGUAUAAGGAUAUUCCAAGGCAGAGAGCUGUCGAUUACCUAGCUGCUUGUAGUGCCAUGAGUGCAAAGUAGCAACUCUCUAAAUACAGCUAGCUGUCUGUGGCACCAGUAUUAUAGUUGUCUGUUGUUAAUAAUAGAAAUACUGUGCAUUUAACAUGAUUUAUGGAACAAUCCUAUGUAUAUCUACUAAAGAUAUACAUAUAAACAUCAAUGUGACUCAUUCCCAGGUAAAUGUAUAUGGGUUUGCAGCCUUUAACUAAAUUUGUUUGUGUCCCUUGCAAAUAUGAGUACAAAACACACACGCACACACCAAGAUAAAUGUGUUGGCACAAACUUGCAUGGGAUAAAUACUUGACUUUCUGAAUGAGGUGGUCAGCAAAUGUUGCACCUUGAAUCAGCCCCCCAAGGUCUCAAGGAAGAGGCUGGUAUGCAAAAGCAAGAAAGUGUUAUAUUAAGUGUAUAUGCUUGAGUGGUAUGUAAAUGACAACAAUAAAUAUUACUAAGUUCUGUUUUGUAACAAUCUUAAGCAAAUUGAUAAGAGUGUUGACCUAUUUGCUAUUCCUGCCUAUUGAGGGUGUGGGGAAUGAAUUACUGUAAGAGCAGCUUGCAUAUAGGUCUGUUGUGAGUUGAAGCAUUGCAAAGUAAAGUUAGAGAUGCCUAAAAUGUAGUGAAUUAUGACACUAGUCUCUCCCUCCUUGGACCAAGGCAAUUGUCUGAGAAAGCUAUGUUUAUAGAACUUGAAAGGAACUCUAAAAAAAAUAGAUACAUAUUUUCAUAUGGAAAAAAUACUAUUCAAAAUGCCCUGUUUUUUAAAAUAAAAAAUUGCAUUUGUUUGUAUGCUUCAUUGUUAAGCAAAAAUUUAUACUGGUAGAUUCCAGAAUGGUUUUAUACAAGUUUUUUUAAAAAAACCUCACCAAAGUGUUGUUAACUUUGUAAAAUGCAGAAAUUUACUUGAGAGAGGACACCUUCAAAUAACUGUAACAAAGAACCUCUUGUUGGUUGACUAUUACUCCCAUCUCCUCUCACCAUUGGCCAUGCUUGCUAGGGCUAAUGGGAGUUGACGUCCAACAACAUCUGGAGGGCAACAGUUUUCUCAUCCCUGCUGUAAAUACUAGGCCUAUGCACAGACCCCCCCAUCUGCCCUGUGGCUCCAAUCCAGCGGGGAGGGGAUCAGGCUGACCAACCCUGGAUGGACCCAGGGACCACCCACCCUAGCUCAGAGCCACUCCCAAAUAAGUUGGAGGGCAGGGCUCAUGUUUAAUUAGGGUAAAAAAACAGAAGGGAGUGAUCCUGGAGGAUUGUUCCCCCAGCUCAUGAGUGGAGGGAGGAGCAAUCCUGCACAAUGUUGUUUUGCAAAGGGCUUUCCCUUAGCAACCAGCACCCUCACCCCUGGAGGAUCGCUGCCUCGGCUUAUCAGGCAGGAAGGAGAGCCGUGGCUGCCUCAUGCCCCGCCCUCUGACAGACCCAGGUCAUUCUGGGUCAUCAAAUCUGACCAGUAGCAAUCUGUGGCUUGGCUGAGGGUGAAAAACAUCAAAACAGGCCCGGUUUGGUUCAGGCCUUGGCCAAAUUGGGAGCACAGCCCUAGUAAAUACCUUGUCCACCACCUAUAAAACAAGGUACUGUCAAGAAUAGAGUUGCUUAGGGGGAGCAACUUUUUCUUUCUUUCUGGUCCUUCCAGUAAUAAUAAAUAAUGGACUGCAAUGAGAAUAAAAAAUGGCAGUGUUCAAUUUUUCAUUCAGUUUAUUGAAGUUCAGUUUUGAUGAACAAUUGGAGAAGAUGGUUGGAUAUGUCUGUCUGGAUGCUUAAUGACGAAAUGCAAAAUAAAAGUAUAGUCAUGCAUUUGAAAGUUAAGCGUAUCAUUGUACUAUGAUUUAAAAAGAUGUGAAUUUUACAGGCUUUUCCAUAUAAUCAUUCAUGGUCUUGAACAAAAAUUUGGCCCUUAAUGCACAUUUCAUCCAGUAGGAAACUCAAAUGAUUGGAAACUUUCAGUGAUACUUUGGUGCAUCUAAUGCACCAAGUGGGGUACAGUUCUUUGUGCUAUGUCCUGCAAAGGUGGUUUGCAUGUAACAUUAAGUAUUGGUGUACCAAGAGGAACAAGGAAAAGAAAGGAAGUAGAUACUAAUUCCCACUCCUGCAUCAGAUGGGAAUGGAAUAGUGUGGCAGUGGCAGUGGCUUCUGGCUAUGGCUUGGUUGGGGUGGUUGUGGGUUGUUUUUUUAUAAUCAGGAAAUGCCUUGAGCCUGGCAGAAGCCAAUUUGCUGGUAAGAGGUGACUUUGGAUAUUAUACAGAAGAGAGAGGGAAAGUGGGGGGUCUCACUUCUCUGGUGUGCCACCUGAUGUUAGAACUGGUGCAUCUCAUGCACAGUGAGAUUCAUGAGCUGUAUCUACAUAUGGAGUACAUGCAUUACACUGCAUGGUGUGUUGAGUUGCUACUUGCCACCUCUGAAGAGAGAGAAAGAGAAUAGCUUAGGACUUGCAGCAGGGCUGUGGAGUCGGAGUCAUG